AUGGCAAAGGCAUACACGCAGGAUGAUUUCGAUGAGUUAAUGGGAAAGGUUCAAAAGGUAGAUAUGCGCGUGGCAGAGUAUUUGAAAUCGGCUGGUAGAGACAAGUGGGCUAGAUUGUAUGCAUCUGUUAACCGAGGGUGGACAAUGACUUCUAACAUAGCAGAGUGCAUUAACCGACAUCUUCAAGCAGCUAAAGAACUGCCUAUAUAUGACUUUCUCGAAGAAGUUAGAAGGAUGUCUGGGAGAUGGAAUUACAAUAACCGGAGAAAUGGAACAUACACGUUCACUACACUCGGUAAAAAGUUUCAGGAGAUGCUAUCAAUCAACGAGUAUCUAUGUCUACGAAUGACGGUAGAACCGUCAACCGAAUUCGUGUACACAGUACAUGAUGGAGGACGACGAUUCAUUCUUAAUUUGAAUAGCAAAACUUGCAGUUGUCGUAUGUUUCAACUAGAUGAAAUCCCCUGCCCGCAUGCAUGGGCUGUCAUUAAAAAGAAAAAUCUGGUUGCUGAGGAUUAUUGCUCUGAUUUGUUCAAACCGGAGACCGUGUUGAAGACAUAUGAUGUACCUGUGGAUCCUCUACCCGACGAGCGUGAAUGGAACAUUCCCAAAAACAUCUUGGAGGAUGUGGUUUUGCCACCAAGAUACAAGAGACCGCCUGGUAGGCCAAAGAAGAGGCGUGAUAAGCCUUUAAGUGAAUUGUUGUUUGGAAAGAGCAGACAUGCUUGCAGUACUUGUGGACAACUUGGGAACAACAGACGUUCAUGUAGUUUUGAGCCUCUGAGGAAGUGA
Molecule: messenger RNA, 792 nt
Organism: Lycium barbarum (goji berry)
Lineage: Eukaryota; Viridiplantae; Streptophyta; Magnoliopsida; Solanales; Solanaceae
Exons: 2
Coding region: 1-792 (263 amino acids)
Molecular function (GO): zinc ion binding
Source: RefSeq, a predicted model, not a curated record